UGGUCAUAUAUACCUUAUAUAUAUGUAUCAUAUGUUCAUAAUUUGUUCUAAAACUUGUAGUGGUCACACUCAUACAUACUACUACCAUAUAUCAAAAUCUUAAGAAGAACCCAAACUACUGAUUUUUAUAAAAUCAUUCUCCUUAUCCCUUCCUCCAAAUCUUCAUCUAUUAGUAUUAGUCUUCAUUUUUCUGGCCUAUUGAUUCAUGGUGUUCCUAUGAUUGAAUCAAACUAAAGUAAUGCAUUUUCUGUAAUAGAUCUCGAUUUCUCUUCCUCUGUUUGUAGCUAAAAAGCAGAGGAAUAUGGAGGGAAGCCGGAAAAUGGAGUGGGUUUGGGAGGUGAUGACUUCGGGGGCGGAAGAGCAAUUGACGCUGGUGUUGGGGAAGAUGAAGGCUUCGACGAUAAUCGUCCCAUUGCUGGACAUCGCCAUGGCCAUCUGCUUGAUAAUGUCGGUGAUGCUGUUCGUGGAGCGGGUGUACAUGGCUGUCGUCAUCACCAUCGUCAAGAUCUCAGGCCGGAAACCAGAUACCAGAUACAAAUGCAAUCCAAUCGAGCAAGAUUUGGAGCAGGGGAACCUCGCCUACCCGAUGGUUCUCGUCCAAGUCCCUAUGUUCAACGAAAGGGAAGUCUACCAGCUCUCCAUCGGAGCUGCAUGCCGCCUCUCCUGGCCUUCCGACCGCUUCAUCGUUCAAGUCCUCGACGACUCAACCGACCUCACCAUCAAGGGUAUGGUGGAAGCGGAGUGCGAGAGAUGGGCGAGCCAAGGGAUUAAUAUAAAAUACGAGAUUCGGGACAACAGAAAUGGAUACAAAGCCGGGGCUCUUAAAGAAGGGCUCAAGCGCUCCUAUGUCAAGGAAUGCGACCAUGUCGCAAUAUUCGACGCUGAUUUCCAGCCCGAGCCUGAUUUCCUGCAGCGGACCAUCCCCUUCCUCAUCCACAACCCGCAGAUCGGCCUCGUGCAGGCUCGUUGGAAGUUUGUGAAUGCGAACGAAUGCUUGAUGACGAGAAUGCAAGAAAUGUCACUCAACUAUCACUUCACAGUGGAGCAAGAAGUUGGCUCAUCAACAUAUGCAUUUUUUGGAUUCAAUGGCACUGCUGGAGUGUGGAGGAUGGCAGCAAUUGAGGAGGCAGGAGGUUGGAAAGACCGUACAACAGUUGAGGAUAUGGACUUGGCCAUUCGUGCUAGUCUUAAAGGCUGGAAAUUCGUGUACGUCGGCGCUCUACAGGUGAAAAAUGAGUUGCCUAGCACGUUCAAGGCGUAUAGAUACCAACAACAUCGUUGGUCGUGUGGGCCAGCCAAUCUGUUUCGGAAGAUGUUGUUAGAGAUUAUAAGAAACGAGAAAGUUACACUUUGGACAAAGGUUCACGUUAUAUACAGUUUCUUCCUGGUGAGGAAGAUUAUAGCUCAUAUAGUAACGUUCGUGUUUUAUUGUGUUGUACUUCCUGCUGCGGUGUUGGUACCGGACUACGAAAUCCCAAAAUGGGGUGCAGUCUACAUUCCCACGAUCAUCACCGUCCUCAACGCAAUCAGCACUCCCAGGUCAAUCCAUUUGGUUGUUUUCUGGAUCGUAUUCGAAAAUGUGAUGGCAUUGCACCGUACAAAAGGCACAUUUAUCGGAUUGUUAGAGGUGGGCAGAGUAAACGAGUGGAUUGUCACUGAGAAACUUGGCGACGCUCUCAAGAUCAAAUCUAUCGGGAAUGCUGUGAAGGUCGUCAAACCUGCUGCUACCAAUCAACGACGCUUCAAAUUUAUUGACAGAUUUCAUUUGUUGGAGCUUGGAUUCGGUUUCUACCUCUUAUUCUGCGGAUGCUACGACCUCAUUUAUGGAAAAUACCACUUCUUCAUCUACCUCCUCCUCCAAUCAAUCGCCUUCUUCGUCAUGGGAUUCGGUUAUGUCGGCACCUUUGUCCCCUCCUCUUCAACUUAGUUACUACUAAAUCUUUCUUGCUUCUUACAUAUAAUAAUUCUUUUAGAUUUAAGCAUAAGAGUUGGAGCUCAUAAUGCUAGUUUUGUCACCAGUAUAUUGUAAGCUUGAUUGUCUCAUCAUAUUAUUCUAAUAAAAUGUCCUUUAGUGUAUGAUAGUAA
Salvia hispanica is the source of this 2085-nucleotide messenger RNA. RefSeq names its product glucomannan 4-beta-mannosyltransferase 9-like. Lineage: Eukaryota; Viridiplantae; Streptophyta; Magnoliopsida; Lamiales; Lamiaceae. The record is from RefSeq and is a predicted model, not a curated record. Gene Ontology annotation, cellular component: Golgi apparatus. Gene Ontology annotation, molecular function: mannan synthase activity.